UGUGAAAUGAUACCCCCAUGCGGUCUGUCCCCGCAUCCUUGUCAGUGAUCAAAUGGGCCCGCCGCCCACUAUAGCGCGUCAUACCUCGGCGAUAUCUGAUACGCUGCUGAUGAUAUCUAGCUGGUCCUAUCUUGUAUGUCACAAGUCACACGGUAGUAUAGGUGGCAGGACACGCGAAGUAUUUCCGUCAAACUUCUGGAUCAGAGUAAGAAUCUGUACUGUCUCUGGUGUGUACAGCCAUGAUGCGAGGGUUACAGAGGCUGGCGUCGCUGCUGGCUCUAUGCCUCCUACUACAGGAGUUCCACGUUACCAUGCAGCUUUCCCCCAGCGGCGAGAUCAAGGACAAGGUCUCUGUGAGCAGUGAAACUCAGCAGGAUGAACAGAUUGACAGCGUCGUGAUCCCCGCCAUAGUGGAAACCGCUCAGCGGGCGAUAUCCAAACGGUCGUUGACGACGUGUUGGAUGGGCUGACGAUGAUGCCGCCGUCGCUACGGUAUACGUCGGCAGCCGCCAUGUACAACGUGCUCGGUUGCCACGAGCUGGCGAUGCGACUGGGGAGCUUGCUGGUCGGUGCGUCCCAGCGCUGGCCCAUAACAACUCGAAUGGAGACGGAAGUCUGCGACGAGGAGGCCGAGCAGCAGUUCGACACGCUCAUGCACGCAGACGAUAGCCUCGGUGCCGUGUACGACGCCCUAGCGGCGGGCGCGUACACCGCUCUCGGCUGCCACCAGCUCGGCCACAAGCUCGCUGGCAAGAUGAUAACGGAUUUCUCACUCAACGAGGCGGAAGCCGGAGUUGCGCUGCCCGACAGCACGCAGAUGGUCGUUCGCAGGAAGCGGGCCGACUGCGAAGCCGAUAAGACCGAAGCUGACAUCUACAGCGUCGUGGAAUGGAUCCCGUUCGUCGGCACGCUCUGGGACGUCGGCUCGACCGUCGCCUACGCAAUCGAGGGCUGCGAGAACUUGGUGAAGGAACGAGGUCUCAGUGCCGCCAUAGGCCUCGCUCUCGACGGUCUAACGGUGGCGACAGGCGGCGCUGCUAUCGGUGCCAGCACGGCGGGUAAGACGGCCGUGAAGGCGGGAUUGAAGGCGGGAGCGAAGGCGGGAGCGAAGGCGGGAGCGAAGGCCGGAAUCAGAACAACGCUGAAGAACGCCGCGCGAACCGGCGUCAAAGGUCUCCUGAAGAAAUUCGCGUCCGAGGGCUCCGAGGUUCUCGCGAAGAAAGCCGCCAAGAAAGGCUUAGGGGAAGCUGCGGAGCGCGGGCUGAAGUCAGGUGUCAAAUACGCAGACGACCUGGCCGCCAUUCUCAGACGGGCCGGCUCGUCGGCGGGCGAUGCCGCCAGCGCUGCCGCUAAAAGCGCCACGAGGACCGGAUCUGUCGGUCGCAUCCUCGGCUCGCUAGACAAGCUUAAGCCGCUUGUGAAGCUCGCCGGUAAGGGCGUGACGGUAGCCUCCUACAUCAUCGACGCCAGUCAGGUGGCCAUCAACUUCGCGCGUGUCGUCACUGGUGAGUGCAUCCACGUCUACUAUCCGGGCAUCUGUGACAAAGAGGCUGAGAUCGUGACGCUGGCGGCUGACCUCGAGCGCAUGAGUGCGGAGCUGAACACGAGCAAGAUCGAGGUCGACGAGCUGCAGCAGACGUUGGAGAAUUACCUCGUGUUGCUCACUGUCAUGAACAAUAACAACGGCCUUAUCGCCCAACUCUACAACAGCAUCGUCAAACAGACGGAAGAAAUAGAGGUGCGAAAAGCGGACAUUGAGUCAGUGCUGGGAGCGGAGAAGGCCGACCAGAUUACGCUCGCUAGCUUCGACGUUGCAAUCGGCUUGGCGGCCAUCGCGCGCACACAGGUGCAGGGAUUCAUAGACGAGGCAGGUAUCAACGCGGCCAUCCAGGGCUCCCUACUCGGCUUCACACUCGUCGGUAUUCCACUCAUGCAGAGCGGCUUUACGCGGCUGAAGGCGCACUACGAGAUAAAGAAGUUAGCGAGCGGACCGAAGGGGCGAGCGCGCGCGGGAGCCAUCUCCAACGUCGACGUGCCUGCGCGCCUGGGAAGGAGGCUGCGCGUGAAGGGUCGCAUCCUCUCUGCGGGUAAGAAGCUACUGAGUGGGGUGGCGUUUGCGCUGCCGGCCGCCGCUGCAGGACUCGUGCUCGGGCUCAGCAUCAAGGCGGAGGCCGACGUCAGCAAGUACCUGACGGAGACGCUAGAAGAGCUGCGUAUCGCCAAGGCCGACGCGCAGGAUCGGCUGGCAAAGGCCGCGCAGACGCAGGUCAACCAACAGCUGCAGUGGGAAGCGUUCGGCACCUUCUUCGUGCAGAUGACGUCGACGUUCGAAAACGGGUCGGCGCCGCUCAUGUCGACGAUGUGCGAGGCGUGCGGCGACUGUCCGGACAUCGUCGACACCAUGUGUACGCAGGGCUGCGCGAGCGACGUCGCCUGCGCCGACAGCUGCCGCGCGACCAAGUCUGACGUCAUCUGCACGACGUGCAGCGACGUGCAGACGUUGUUCUUCUGCACGCCGCUAGGGGAUCUAGUCGGCGAAGGUCUGACGGCUGACAACCUCAACCUCCUCAUCGAAGUACAGGAGAAAGCCAUCGCGUUGCUGUCGUCACAGAACAGAACGCUAACGACGGUGCGCACCUACCUAGACGACCAAUGGGCCGCCAUCCAAUUCGUCGUGAACUCGGCCGGCACGACUCCGCCGAAACCGUUAGCAACGAUCGCGCAGGACCUCGAGCUUCAAGGCUUCCCCGAAUUCGCGAAGAAUCAGAUUCUGGACAUCAUUGCGCGUGCGCAGCCGACGUGGACGAGCUACGACGGCUGCAGCCUGGCGACGCGCGCCUGCUGGCAGGAUACGGCGCGGCAGCUGCUCGCGGAUUCGACGCCGCUCGACGCCAUUACCGCACAAGUGCGUCUCGUUGACGGCUCGGUGACGCGCGAGGCCGUGCUGGGAUUCAUCCGUGAGUCUCGGCCGCAGCUGACGGCGUACGAUGGCUGCCUCGUGCAGCCCCCUUACACGUGCGCGCGCGACAAGAUACGCGAGUGGGUGGACGCGAACAGAUCGGUGGAGUUCAUGCUGGAAAUCCUAGAGACGCUUCAGCUGACGCUCGAUGAGCGACAAAUUCUGCAAAUCAUCGCCAAUCUCAGACCGGGUGCGGCUGCGUACAGGAGUUGCAACCUGCGCACGUUCGUGUGCCCUUAGUUAGCACGCACGCGUAAUGCCUGCUCGACACACCUGUUUAAAUGCCUUACUCACAUUCAGGGGGGAGGGGGAGGUUUUCGUUAAGUACGCACCAUGCGUUUUAGCAGUGUUGAGCAUAAUAUUUAACAUCACAUUUGGAAUAAAUGUUUUUAAGCGACGAUAAAUUACUGUUGAUGUAAUGUGAACACUACUAUAUAGACAUUGUUAGUUGUUUGUGGCGGUUUUAUUUGCUAUUCCAUAUCAAUGCUGCUUGUUACCUAGUAACUUACUACGUGCAUAUAUUUUUUCUGUGAGGCUAAAUAGGAAUUAUUAAAAUAGUAAAAGUAUUACCGCGUGUUUCUAACAAAUAUGGCGUUUUAGGGGUAAGGGUUGAUAUAUUUAAUGCAUCCUCGAUUUUCUAAGCGAUUCUGUCAAUUGAAAAAAUAAACCUCAAUCUAAAUCAUGAUUAAUCACAAUAAUAAUUUAAUUACCAUUUCAGGUUACAUAGAUAUAUGCGCAUAUAAUUAGAGUGAAUACACCGGGUUUUCAUUGGUUUGAUCGUAUUUCAACAGAACAAUACAAUAUUGCUGAUUUAUAAUUAA
Messenger RNA from Priapulus caudatus, 3780 nucleotides. RefSeq lists its product as uncharacterized. Gene Ontology annotation, biological process: cholesterol metabolic process. The record is from RefSeq and is a predicted model, not a curated record. NCBI's taxonomy places the organism in Eukaryota, Metazoa, Priapulida, Priapulimorpha, Priapulimorphida, Priapulidae.